CUAAGCCUCUCAACGCCCCCUAAAGGAAAACCCAUAGUAUUGUCCGUUGCAAACAUUCAAGGAAGGAGGGGGUUCUCGUAAUUCUCGCGAGAGCACAUUUUGAAAAGUGGCGCUUUCACCGUUAUUCAAGAUACACGGCUCAAGAUCGAUUUCCUUCAGCAACAUCAACAUGUCUGGAGACGCUGAUAUAGAGAUUGAAGAGGCUUUCCGGCGCGCACAGAAAGCUCAUAAUAACAAGGCAAAACUUGUUGCCAGUUUGAAGACCAGAUACGAUAAGUUGGAAGAGAAGACCGAAUUCCAUGAGGAGUUCAUACGCUGCCUGAAGUAUGCCAUGAUCAUUUACACCCGAGAGCCAGCAGUGGAGAAUGUCAUUGAUUUUGUCACUAAGUUUGCUGCGAGUUUUGAAAUGCCUGUUAAUGAGGAGGCUGAAGAGGAGGAGGAGGAAAAUGAUGACGAUGACAAUGAGUUUUUGAACUUUCUGUUCAACUUCCUGUUGGAGUCUCAUGGUGCGAGCAGCCAUGCAGUGCGGUUUCGUGUUUGUCAGCUGGUGAAUAAGUUGCUGGGCAGUUUGAGUGAGAAUGCUCAGAUCGAUGAUGAUCUGUGUGAUAGGAUCCAUGAAGCCAUGCUGGUCAGAGUCACAGACAAAUACCCUAAUGUCAGGAUUCAGGCAGCACUGGCCAUGGCCAGACUCCAGGAUCCCAAUGACUCCAACUGCCCCACUAUUAAAGCAUAUAUUCUGCUUUUGGAAAAUGACUCGAACCCAGAGGUUCGACGUGCUGUGCUGUCUUGCAUUGCUCCUUCGGCUGCUACGCUUCCUAAAAUCUACAAGCGCACCCGGGACGUCAAAGAGAAAGUCAGGAAACUUGCUUAUCAGGUACUGGCAGAGAAAGUGCACAUUCGAGCUCUGAGCAUCGCUCAGAGAGUGAGUCUAUUGCAUGAAGGCCUCAGUGACUCUGCAGACUCAGUGAAGGAGGUCAUCAAGACCCAUUUGCUGCCUGCUUGGCUUCGCUUGCUGCAGGGAGAUGUUUUGCAGUUGCUGCACAGACUGGAUGUAGAGAACUGUGCAGAAACUGCUGUGACUACCUUACAUGCCAUCUUCUCCAUGGCAACAAGCUCUGAUGAACUCCUGCAGAAUGGUAUUAGGCUGGAUGAGAGGAAACUAAUUACUGUAGACUCCCUAACAUGUGAAAAUGUGUUGUACUGGAGAGCAUUGUGUGAGUUUGUCAAGAGUAGAGGAGAUGAGGGUGAGGAAUUACUGGAGAAGUUACUUCCUGAGGCAGCCAUCUUUGCAGAGUAUCUAUACAGCUAUCUAAAGAGCAUUUCUCAGCUGUCUGAGGAGCAAAGAGCUGAUAUGACACAGCUUGAGAUGGUGAUGACCCAAGAGUUUGUUGGACAGCAGCUGAUUCUGCUAGUCGGGUGUCUGGACACUUCUGAAGAAGGCGGCAGGAAGCGCAUGGUAGCAGUGCUCCAGGAGAUUCUGGUGAUGCCCAACACACCCACGUCUCUGAUUGGUCUGCUGGUGGAGAAACUGAUUGGCAUUCUACGAGAUGACGCACAGAAAAUUCAGAUGGUUGCUGAAAUAAUCUCUGAUGUGAGAGAGCCCAUUUUGCCCAUCUCUGAACCUGUGGAUGAGAAUGAGAAACGCAGAAAACAAGUUAGACUAGCUGAGGUGCGAGUGCAGAUAAUGGAGGCAAAGCAGACUCUAGAAGAGUGCAUCAACUGUCAGGACUUCAGUCGUGCAGCUGAGCUGAAAGACUCCAUCUCUCAGCUGGAAGAGCUCAAGAACCAGCUUGCUCUUGAGGCUUCACAACUUGCUGAAAAUAUCAAGGAGCAGCGUGUGGAGAAGAGUGAUCCAGAGACUUUGUUGAAAUGUCUGACGAUGUGUGCUGAGUUGUUCAAGCAAAUGAACAUCAAGAGAGGAAUCUGCCCUACCAUGAAUGCUCUGAUAGAGUCACUGAUAUUGCCAAGUGUUUCCAACCCUAACCCUGCUGUGCGUAACAUGGCUGUCAUCUGUUUGGGAACUGCCGCUCUCCACAGUAAAGACCUCGCCAACACACACCUUGUGCUGCUCUUGCAGAUCACACAGCUAGACGAGCCUAAAAUCAGGAUCAGUGCUCUCCGAGCUCUCAUUGACCAGCUCCUGCUCAAUGGCCUUAACAUCCUGCAAGACAAGCCUACUCCUAUCUCCCAGGCACUUGACUCACCUGACUCACCAGACAACAGUAACGGACAACCUGACCAACAAACUGAAGAGGAGAGUACCGUCCAGAGCAUUCUGAAGAUGCUUUCAGAAUUCCUUGAUAGUGAGAUCUGUGAGCUCCGCACAGAGACGGCAGAGGGUCUGGCCAAGUUGAUGUACUGUGGGAGAAUCCUAAGUCCAAAGCUGCUGUCCCGUUUGGUGCUAUUGUGGUACAAUCCUGUAACGGAGGAUGACCAAAGACUACGGCAUUGCCUGGGGGUAUUCUUACAGCUAUAUGCCCGGGCCAGCAGAGCAAAUCAAGAGUGUGUGGAGGAGAGUUUUCUGCCAACCAUGAGAACUCUGUUCAAUGCUCCUGUGACCUCUCCAUUGUCUGAGGUAGACACAUCCAAUGUGGCUGAACUGUUUGUUGAACUAACACGACCCAGCGCUCUUGUGCAACCUGCUGCCAUACAGGCUGUGUCUGUGCAUGACUCCCUGGCAGUGCGUGUUUGUAAUGAGAUUUUGAGGGACGUUUCUGCUCCUGAGGUGCGUCUCUACUGUAAAACUCUCAGCUGGCUGGAGAUUAACACUGAACCUGGACCUACCAACAACGAAUUGCAACUACUGUUAAAAGACAUUUUACAGGAAGUGAAAGAUAAGUACUGUACAAGGGUUAUUGAGAAGCUUCGUAACCAACUAAAUGGGGAUCGUUGUUCCAAAUCAGCCAGUAACCAGGACACAACUUUGCUUAACUUGGAUGACAAUACUGGAGAGGUGGUGAACAAAGAUGAGACUAAACCUAAACGUGCAAAAAGAGGCCAGAAAAAAGCUUCCACUGCAAAAAAUGGAAAGAAAACCAGCAAAGCAGAGUUGUCCUCUGAUGAAAGUGAUGAAGAGAAUGUUCCAGAAGUGCCUCUAUCAGUGCGACCAAGUCGCCGUGCCAAGAUGGCUGCUCUGGAUAAAACCAAGCAAGAUCUGACUGCCCUCAUGAACCAGGAGGCAAAUGGUUCAUAGAGUGGAUUACUUGUGAUGAAAGUUGUCCUUCCUAUGGCAUCCUACAGCCACUUCAGAUUUAUCUGAGAAAUUACAUACUGCUAAAUUUUAGUUUACUUUCUCAAUGAAUCUGACUCCUUACACUCUCAACCUGGGUUGAUGUCAAAAUUGUCUUUGUUAGAAUGCUGUCGUACUUCAAGAGGUUGGCCUUGGGAAGGAGUCAUGUUAACAUUUAUUUACUUUAGACUGUUCUUUUAAAAAUGCACACGAGGAAGUGGGCCAAAUACCCUUCUUUUUUUUAAUUUACUAUUUAAAAAAAUUAUAUGAACUAAAUGUUGGAUCAAUUGGUGCAUGUCAAUAACAGCUAAUAUUUUAAAGUUGGCUCACAUUUCCAUAGAAGUUUUACUUAUUUGUAUGCAUUUUUUUUUUUUUUUUAACCUGAAUAAACUGUUUAAAACACAAUUACUCUAAUAUGACAGGAGGACAAAAUCUGUUUGCAAGAGCUUUUAUUGUUCUAGUGAUUGAGACAAUUUCUUUGAAGGCAAGUAUAAAAACACAGAAAAUACAAUGUGUGUACAUAAUUAUGUUUAUGUACAACAUAUAGCACCAGGUAACAAGUUUACAGUGGCCAAAACUUUUAAAUGGCAUAUUUGAACAUAAGACUAUAUACAGAAGGCCUCCUGACAAUUCCCAUAACAAGCCCCAACUCUAGCAUAUGGUUGGCAUAGGUAUAGAUAUAAUGCACCAUUUUAACUUUUGAUGUCUGCACUUUUGCCAUGCCUUUUGAAUGACUCCAGUAGUUUGAAUGGUUACUGAGGCCCUAAAGUAGAUGUUACACAUGCUUGUGCAGAAGCUUCAUGUUGGCACUGGGUAUGUAUAUGGUAUAACUGGAGUGUCUUAUUUCAGCAGUUUCAGAACAAAUGCCUCUAGCUGACAAGUAUCCGAUGCAUCAAUAGAUUAAAUCUUACAGAAUAAACUAGAUGACAGUUUCAAGCUACAUGUAAAAACAAACUAGUUUCUCAAAGUACAAAUCAAAUUAUGCAUCUAAAUACAUCUUAAAUGGUCUCAGUGUAGCACUGACUAAACUUUUAUUGCACAAAUGCAAGCCAGUCUUGUUACAAGGAACUUAAAUUAAUUCAGGUGACUGUCAACAAAACCUUAAACCACAGUGGGGCAACUUCAACCUUUUAUAUACUCAAGGGGCAGGGCAGCAGACUGGAAACAGAUGUAAAACUAGAGCUACCAAAGUAUUUAAAUAAAUAACUAAACAUACAGGCUGUAUAACCAGUUAAAAUGUUCUUGGUAGAGGCCUUAACUAAUGAUAUGGUUACAACAAUGGGUAAUCCAUUUAGGCUGAACUACCAUGCCUUUACCAGUAGAUUUCAGGAGGUAGGUGUCACAUACUGCUAUAGAUCAAAAAUAAAGAUGAAUUUUUUUUUUUUUUUUUUUUUUUUUUACAAAUUGUUUUGUAUUCAAGAAAUGAUAUGUGGAACAUAUUUGCCUCUGGAUGAUCUUAAAAGCUUUUAAUUUAAAAGAAAGAAAAAUAGAAUCUCACAUCUUUCUCAGAGUAAAACAUUACACCAAAAAUACACUGUACAUUAUAACAAUGGUUGUCAGAAAUAAGAAAACAAUGGGUAGCAUUUGGGGUUUGGUAGUGCAACAAGAACAUAAACCUGGAUGUAAAUUAAUGCUUAAAUGAUAUUCCACAACUUGGCAAACAGUCUAAAUUCACAGAAGUUGUAAGAAAGGUUUCCAUAAAUACAGGGUAAAAGGACUCUACAUACACUUUGAGAAAAGAAGUGGAGACUACCAUCAAUUUCAAAUUUCAGAAUGCAUUGUGAAUACAUUUUGAGUGGGCAGUUUGUCACAAGUUUACCAACUUAAUUACAGCACAAGAGAGGAUUCCAUUUGUAUUCCAAACUUAUAUGGAAUACGAUAUCUACAUCAUUAAAAAAAAAAAAAAAAAAAAA
Molecule: messenger RNA, 5142 nt
Organism: Ctenopharyngodon idella (grass carp)
Lineage: Eukaryota; Metazoa; Chordata; Actinopteri; Cypriniformes; Xenocyprididae
Gene: ncapg
Product: non-SMC condensin I complex, subunit G
Exons: 22
Coding region: 170-3193 (1007 amino acids)
Biological process (GO): mitotic chromosome condensation
Cellular component (GO): condensin complex; condensed chromosome; cytoplasm
Source: RefSeq, a predicted model, not a curated record